CCCUUGCUCCGCCGGCUAUUAACGUCGUCUUGCUCGACGAACCGAAGCGCAUCGAACGAUUCUUGCUCAUUACGAUCGCCAAAAUCCCUCUUUACCUUCCCGAUUCAAACCCUAAAACCUCCAAUCGGAGGAAUUCUUUGAGGAGCUUCUCGAUUUGUCUCAAUCCGGCGCCGAUUUUUUGAUCGCCUGUAUCUGCGUAUGUAGUAGGUACUCAGGCCGGGGCAUGAAGAAACAGUUGCCGGAUAGUAUUGGAGGCAAGAUGGCUCGGGAUCUAGACCUUAACUCUCUUCCUGUAGAGUGGUAUCUCUUGGAGGGGACUUCUGCUGCUUUUGAACCCUAUCAUACUGCUGGACAGCAACAAGAAUCUUCUGCCCAACCAAUUUCUAUCAUUGAUGUAGAAGGGAUACAGGACGAAAAUCUUACUCUUUCAUCCUCAGGAGGCUUUCCCAUGGGGACACAUCAUACCAAAGGGAAACAGCCAGUGACAGUGAUCAUAGAUGUUGAUCUGGAGUUGAAUCUGAGCAGAUCAGGUUUCUUUCCUCUGAUGGAACAAGUUGCACGCUCAUCAUUUAAUGCUCACAAGAGACCACUUAUCAGUUCACCUAGCAGGAAAAGUUUCUUUCCUUUGAUGCCCACCUAUUUUUCAGUCAUGGCAGAGGAACAAGUUGCGCGCUCAUCAUUUAAUGCUCACAAGAGACCACUUAUCCGUUCACCUAGCAGGAAAAGUAUCGAUUGUGAUGCGUAUAUUGAUUUGGAAGAAGGGCAUGGCACUAAGGUCAUCAUAUUGGAUGAACCUUAUUCUGAAAUGUGAAACCGAAGAAGAGGAUUUGAGAUGCUCCCACGAUUCUGAAGAAGUGUGGUAUGAGGCAGAAGAUUAAACAUAGGCAGAUGAGAAAAAAUAGUGAAGAUUAUAUCUCAUCAGUAGUCAUAGUUACUUGAACUGAGUGGAGCUUGAAACUCCGCUUGCCUUCUGCAAGUUUCAAAAUUUUCAUUGAGAUCAAUACCACAAGAAGAAUUUUAGCGUUUCUCAUGAAUUCUGAAAACACUCAGUCCUCCCUUUGGUAAAAUACCCAAACUGUUCUGUUUAUUCAUUUCUAAGUCUCAAACUCGAUUCAUCAUCAUUGUCAAAAGAUGCUCAUGUCCAACUAUUCAAGGUCUGCCACAUGAUUCAUGUUUGUUCAUGAACUCUAUGCAAUUCAAUCUUGAUUCUUUCUAUGAAA
Molecule: messenger RNA, 1220 nt
Organism: Zingiber officinale
Lineage: Eukaryota; Viridiplantae; Streptophyta; Magnoliopsida; Zingiberales; Zingiberaceae
Product: E3 ubiquitin-protein ligase RNF4-like
Exons: 6
Coding region: 224-811 (195 amino acids)
Source: RefSeq, a predicted model, not a curated record